AUGGAUCAUCAGCUUCUUCUCUAUCAACCCAUCGAUCCGGCCCUUCGACCACUCUUGGACCCUGAAUAUGUUGCAUUCCACGAGCGAUAUAUGCAAUAUGUCGUUCCGGAUGAGAUGCUGGCAUGGGACGGUUCGGCUCGUACGCUGUCUUCCAUCCCAUAUGGAGGCUCCACACCUGUCAAGGUUGGCCGUAUGGUCGAUAUUAAGUUGGAGCAUUGCAGCGUCCGUGUGUUCGUUCCGAUGCUGAAGCCGUCUUACAAGGAUACUAAGCUUCCCGCCCUUCUAUGGCUCCAUGGAGGUAACUGGGCUACAGGCGACCUCUCCAGCGAAAAUGACUUCUGUACUCAGAUCUGCCAAACAUCACAAUGUGUAGUCGUGACCGUUGACUACCGCCUAGCGCCAGAAAAUCCUUAUCCCGCAUUGGCCGAAGACGCGAUCGAAGCUUUCCAGUGGCUGUUCAAACAUGCUGUUCCUCAAUUCGGAAUUGAUGCUGAUCGAGUCGCUGUUGGUGGACAUUCUACAGGUGCGAACCUAGCUGCCGCAGCCGUUCUAGAAGCAGCAUGCCUCUUCCCUUCUCUGAAGCCAUGUCUCCAACUUCUGAUCCUCCCCGUGAUCGACAACACUGCACUGCCCGGUCAAGGCUGGACCAGCAACCUCAACGCACCCUGGAUGACUCCAUCAAGGCUGCUGUACUUUCGGGCAAUGUACCUUCAAGGCAACCAUCGGCGGGAAGACUGGCAGAUUUCACCGCAUCUCGCGCAAAGCAAGAUUCUCAAAAGAGCUCCGAGGGCCUGGAUCGCCGUGGCGCAGUUCGACCUGCUUGCGGCGGAGGGCAUGAAAUAUGCGCAAGUCUUGAAGGCCGCGAAAGUUAAUGCCGAGGUGAAGAUGUACGAAGGUUCGACGCAUUCCCUUUUCGAGCUCAAUGGUAUGUCACAGGGAGGAGCGGACGUUUGUUGA
Molecule: messenger RNA, 957 nt
Organism: Zymoseptoria tritici IPO323
Lineage: Eukaryota; Fungi; Ascomycota; Dothideomycetes; Mycosphaerellales; Mycosphaerellaceae
Exons: 4
Coding region: 1-957 (318 amino acids)
Molecular function (GO): hydrolase activity
Source: RefSeq, a predicted model, not a curated record